Molecule: messenger RNA, 1091 nt
Organism: Oryzias latipes (Japanese medaka)
Lineage: Eukaryota; Metazoa; Chordata; Actinopteri; Beloniformes; Adrianichthyidae
Gene: sult5a1
Product: sulfotransferase family 5A, member 1
Molecular function (GO): sulfotransferase activity
Source: RefSeq, a predicted model, not a curated record
UCCACAGGUUUUUCUUGAAGAGGAACACCUGAGAGCGGCAGACUAGAGACAAAGAGAAGUGAAAGAGGAACAACUAAAAGGGAGGCUGAAGUCUAUGUCAGAUGUGGAUAUGGCCAGGUUGGAUGUUACAGAGACUUUUCAUGGUAUCUCUUUUCCAGGACACCUGCACACACAGGAAUCUUUACAGCAUGCUAUGAAGUUCCAAUUUCAAGACACGGAUAUCCUCAUCGUUUCUUAUCCGAAGUCAGGGACCACAUGGAUGCAGGAAAUUGUGACCCUGACACUCAGCCGGGGGGACCCACACUUGUCCCGGACUGUACCAAACUGGACCCGCGCUCCAUGGCUGGAGCAGUACUACUGUGCUGCUACGCUGAAGGCUUCGCCCACCACACCUCGAGUCAUCACAACACACCUGCCGCAUCACCUGCUGGGCCCUGCCCUCCAGGGCUCCAAAGCCAGGGUGAUUUACGUGAGCAGAAACCCAAAAGAUGUCGUGGUCUCAUUCUAUCACUUCCACAAAGUGGCCAACUUUCUUCCAGAGGCUGGCUCAUUUCCAGAGUUUUUAACUCGCUUCUUGGAGGGCAAAUUGGACUUUGGCUCCUGGUUUGAGCACAUCAAAGGCUGGACUGCUCAGGAAGGAGCUCUCAAUCUGCUCCACAUCACCUUUGAACAAAUGUCAAUGGACCUCCGGGGCUCCAUCGAGAAGGUUGGCGUGUUCCUGCAGUGUGGUCUGCAGGAGGAGGAACUGAGCAGCUGUGUGGAGCACAGCAGAUUCAGCAGCAUGAAAGACAACAAGAUGAUCAAUUACAGUCUUGUUCCUGAGGAGAUAAUAGAUCACAAAAAGGGCUCCUUCAUGAGAAAAGGUCAGAUUGGAGACUGGAGAAGCCUGUUCACUGAGGAACUUGAUCAAUAUUUUGAGAGAAUCUUCACCUCCAAAAUGCUGGGCUGUAAUUUGGAGUUUGUGUGGGAGAAUGUGGAGGAAGAAGAGUCACACUCCUGAAGGCAAUCUGAAGAUGAAGACAGAGCAAAGAAAAAUCAUGUUGUUCCUUCUCCUGAGCUCAAGACCUGAUUAAACAUGAUGGUAAAGUUUG